This is a messenger RNA of Selaginella moellendorffii, 1478 nucleotides long. Its product is annotated as eukaryotic translation initiation factor 4B1-like. The transcript is spliced from 3 exons. The record is from RefSeq and is a predicted model, not a curated record. Gene Ontology annotation, molecular function: translation initiation factor activity; mRNA binding. NCBI's taxonomy places the organism in Eukaryota, Viridiplantae, Streptophyta, Lycopodiopsida, Selaginellales, Selaginellaceae. The coding region runs from base 1 to 1314 and encodes 437 amino acids.
AUGGCGCGUCCUUGGGGCAAGGUCGGCGCCUGGGCGGACGAUUCGGAAGCGGAAGCGGCAGCGGCAGCGGCGCCCACAGCGCCACCGCCAGCAGCGCCGUUGCCAGUGGAAGCGUUUCCAUCGCUGGGGGAGGCCGCCGCCGCGAAAUCCAGCAAGAAGAAGAAAGGUCAGACGCUUACUUUCGCGGAGUUCCAAUCAGGGAAGGCGGGCGAUUGGGUGGCGGCUUCCGGGACUAUGGCGGUUUCCGGGGCGACAGGGAUCGCGGGGACAGGGAUAGAGGUGAUAGAGGCGAUAGGGAGCGCGAUCAGCGUGGCUUUGGAUUCGAUAGAGAGCGCGAGGCCUCUCGCGCCGACGAUAGCAGCGACUGGAGCUCCAACAAGCCUUCCAGGAGGAGCUGGAGGAGGAGGUGGUGGGCGAUUUGACGACGAGAAUCGGCGGUACAGUGGCGAUCGCUUUGGUGGCGAUAGAGAUCUUCCCUCCAAGGCGGAUGAGGUUGAUAAUUGGGCUUCUGGGAAGAAAUCGCUGCCUCCUCCCGAGAGGAGAUCCGAUGACUUUGGUAGGAGGUCCGAUGACUUUGGUAAAGGUGGUUUUGGGAAAGCUGACGCUGAUGACAACUGGGGAGCUAACAAGAAGCCCGUGGUCUCGGACAAGUGGUCGUUUCGCAGGUCUGAUGACUACGGCGACCCCGACUCUGGCGACAAAUGGAGCAGGAGGAGCAACGAUGACUCUCCCGGCGAUGAUAAGUGGGGCGCUAGGAAAGCUGGCGAUGAGGCCCCUCGCAGGCCACGGUUGAAUCUACGGCCCCGGACCCUCCCGCUGGAGAAUUCGCCGCCUCCAGUGUCUGCUGAUCAACAACAUGGCAGUCGGCCAUCCAGCAGUCACUCUAGUCGACCGGGGAGUCCUCCAGAAGUGGAAGCACCUCCAGUUGAGCCAAAGCCACGCCAGAAAGUGGAUCCUUUUGGGAACGCAAAGCCGAGGGAGGUGUUGCUGGAGCAACGAGGACAGGACUGGCGGAAGAUGGAUAUGGAUCUCGAGAGCAAAAGGCCCGACACUGACGAGGAGAAGAAGCUCAAGGAAGAGAUCGUGUCCCUGAAAGAGCUAGCGGAUAGCACCGCCGACCCUGCCGUGAAGGAGCAACUAGCCGAGAAGGAACAGGAGCUCGAGCAGCUGGUCAAAGAGCUUCAUUCGAAGGCACGGGUAUCGUCGGAUCGUUGGAGGAAGGACGAGUCGAGAAUCACUAGCCCUCCCGCUACAAGGCGCGAUCCAUGGAAGCGGGAGAAUGGAAGGGAUCGGCCAACGGUUGAUCGAUGGUGAUGAUUCCAACAGCUUUUCGAUUUUGUGUUACGACCGUCGCCCACCAUGAUCUCGUGCUCUACAAUAAUCCGGGUGGCGACGGAGGUGAGAGAUCUACUCUAUUAAUUUUUAUUAAUAAUCCACAGUGUUCUUCGUUUAUUACAUUGAAAGUAUCUUCGACCGCU